Molecule: messenger RNA, 6965 nt
Organism: Stegodyphus dumicola
Lineage: Eukaryota; Metazoa; Arthropoda; Arachnida; Araneae; Eresidae
Product: monocarboxylate transporter 9-like
Biological process (GO): monocarboxylic acid transport; transmembrane transport
Molecular function (GO): monocarboxylic acid transmembrane transporter activity
Source: RefSeq, a predicted model, not a curated record
UGACGUCAUCGAGAGAUGCUAGAGGCAGAGGAGAACCUUUCUCUCCACGUUACCGUUCUAUGCACCGCUCAGUCAUCUAUCAGCUGAUAGCUUUGUUCAAACCACACCAGUCGAAGAAAAAAAACAAAACCAACCGCAUCCGUGUGCCAUAGCAAGAUCUUAAACAAUAAAACUGCAUUAGGAGCUUUCUUUUUUAAAGAUCUAAUUCCACUUUGGGCAGAAGAAGCUGCAAAGACGGGUCCGAAUACGCUGGAGUCAACAAUAGAAAACGACGCGAUUGGGCGGUUCAGCACUUCGAGCGCCACCUGGAGGUGGAGGUAUAUGCGUGAGGCGGAAGGAGGAGGCCUUUCUUUAAAACUAUUAACCUCCAUGAGGUUCAGUGGCCUGUUCAGGACUCGGUGACCAGGACUAGAAAAAAUUUAAAGAUGGUGGUAGUGAAGCAAGAUUCUACGAGGAAGACGUCCGAGGAACCAAUGCCACCGCCUCCUGACGGCGGAUGGGGAUGGGUUGUUGUAUUUGCAUCUUUCAUGAUUCAUGUAAUUGCUGAUGGCGUCACUUAUACUUUUGGAAUUUUUUACUAUGAGUUUUUAAAAUACUACGGCGAAAGCAAGGGCACGACAGCCUGGGUAGCCUCCAUCAUGGUCGGCACAACUUAUUGCAUAGGACCUGUAGCCAGUGGAUUGACUAAUAAAUAUGGCUGCCGUGCAGUCACAAUAGCUGGAGCGAUAUUGGCAGCUGCAGGCCUAAUGCUAAGCACAUUAGCUCCAAAUGUGCUUUUCCUUUUCUUUUCUAUUGGACUCUGUACAGGUGCAGGAUUUGGUCUCAUGUAUCUUCCUUCCAUUGUGAGCGUCACCUGCUAUUUCGAAAAACAACGUGCCUUUGCGACGGGUGUGGCCGUCUGCGGAUCGGGUAUGGGGACUUUUGCUUUGGCUCCCCUGACGGAAUAUUUGGUAGAGACUUACGGAUGGAAAGGGGCGAUGCUUAUCAUUGCCGGUCUGGUACUAAAUUGCACCGUAUUUGGUGCACUUUUUCGCCCAUUAGAAGCCGUCUCUUGUACUCGAAAGAAACCAGCGCCCAGAGUCAAAAAGCCGGAUUUACCAAAGCUGAAAAUUUACAAUGGGCAUACUGCUAAUGGGAGACUAUCUCUCACUGAUGAUGGUACAUGCCCUUCCACUCCUUUGAUGUUCAAAGCCAACGGCACCGCGAUCAUCGAAGAGUCUCCCAUUAAGCGCCCUUCUGACGCAGUGUCAUAUGAUUCGAGGCUUACUAAUGGUUUUGUGUGCCAUAACAAAGUCGAAGAUGGUGUUUCAAAGAACUUGCAGGUAUACAGUGGUUCCCGUACCAACCCUCCGACACCUUCCGAAGGGAAAAUAAAUGGUUUUAAAGAUGUUAUUCUUCGAUCUAAUGGCAUUUCUGUUGACAGAAAAGAGGAUUCCGUACGAAACAGUCUGAUGCUUCCUUCCGAGUUUUUCCGCAGGAAAGUGGAAGGUAGUCCAUUAUCGAGCUUUGUCUGUUCUUCCGCAUCGUUGGCACAAACUAACAAAGAACUUUCUCAGCUGGAGACAUCCUGUUCUCAGUCGCACACUGGAGGCCUAAUGUACCGAAAAGAUAUCUUUUACAGUGGCAGUCUCAUGAGCCUAGCCAAAUAUCGAUCCAAUCCCAAUAUUUCGUAUUCCUCUGUACCAGCAGGAGAUGCAUUAGAUGCAUCCUCUACAAAGCGUAGUUUCCGAUGCUGUCCAAAGGAAAUCCGUGACGCUCUUAUAGAAAUGACUGACUUUUCACUUCUCAGAGAUCCUAUUUUUCUGAUGUUUGCAGUUUCGAAUUUCUUAACCAGUAUCGGAUUCAAUGUACCCUAUGUUUAUACAAAGGACAGAGUAGCAGACAUGCAUAUAGCCACGAAUGAGGAUGCUAGUUUUCUUUUGGCAAUUAUCGGCAUCUCAAAUACAGUAGGAAGAGUUACAUUAGGAUAUUUAUCGGACAGAGCUUGCGUCAACAGACUAUGGAUUUACAAUACAAGUUUAAUUAUAUGUGGUCUAGCAACAGCUUUAAGCUGUUACGCAUUAAAUUACACGUUAAUGGCAACGUACUGUGCGACAUUUGGAGCUACAGCUGGAGCAUAUGUAAGCUUAACUUCCGUUAUACUCGUAGAUCUGUUAGGUUUAGAUAAACUAACGAAUGCUUUUGGCAUACUUCUGGUCUUUGAGGGAGUUUCUUGUCUUCUGGGUCCGCCUAUAACAGGUUGGCUGUACGAUGGACUGGGAUCUUAUGAUCCAGGUUUCUACGUGUCAGGCUCCAUGAUCGCUGCCAGUGGUCUUAUUCUCUUCCUGGUGCCUUGCAUCUCUAAACCGCCCAGCGACCAUUUUCCCAAUCCUGAGGAUCCUAAACCCAAAAUAGCUGAAACCUCGGCUUGAAUCAUAGUCUAUCGCAUUGGAGCCAUCAGUCAUCCAUAUCCUGAAGUAAAACUGAUUGCUUUUGGGACCAUGCACGCCUUUUCUGUUUUCUGGUUAAUGCUACUGUUACCAAAUGUGAAAUUCGUGCAACGAUAGGAAUAAUAUACAGUUAGGAUGGAUUUCUGCGUCAGUUGAAAUAGUAAUAUACUUAUCAAAGCAAUCUUUUCAAUUUUAAUUUCUUCACAAUUGAUAACGCGCAAAAUUUAUUUGCCUCUUCCUAGAAGUAUAUACGUAAUGCUUGGUAAGAUCUAAAUGCCAUUGUUAAAAACACAGAACAUAUGCAAUUAUAUAAAUGCAUCGAGUAAUUAAUUGUUUGUUGCAUGGACUCUUCAAAAUAAUACUCACUAACGCGACGUUAAGACUCAUAUCAUCCAAACGGCUCUGACUUCCAUCAGCAAUUCCAGUUAAUUGCGAUUUUUCUUUAAAAUUAGAUUCAGAUUUGUGAAAUAUUUUCACACACCUUUCCAUAUUACUCACAUCAUUUCACUGUACACGCUUCUGAGCCUCUGUACAUACCUGUUGACACACAUUUCUUUACAGUCAAAAACUCUUUGUUACAAAUUUAUAUCCUGUAUUCUUCAAAACAUAGAAUAAAAUUACGUCUGCCAUGCAGGCAGAAUUAUUUUACUUGAUGCUACAGCGACAACACAUUUAGAGAAAACAUUUUCAGCCAAAUGACAAAUAGGUUUUAAUUUCUGAAGAAAAUCCGCAUAAAUAUUUUUAGAAUAAAAAGAUUAAUGUAAGCACGCUAUGUUUAAACAUUGCAAAAUGAAAACUUCAACCAGUUAUAUAUAUUAUUAAGUUAUUUUGCAGAAUUAGAUAUUUCUGUAAUGCAUUAUUUUCUAUACAACGAGAUUAAACUCACAUAUGUUGCUAAUCUUUUUCCAGUAUCGAAUCAGUGGUAGUCCUUCUUCUGUUACAGAAUUCUUAGAGAAUAGUCAAUAGAAGGAAUCUAAAUAAUGCUCUUUAGUAUCCUUAAAAUAAAAAAUUUUGGGGGUGGACACUGCUUUCAUGGAGGUUAAUAAAUUCUCUUUCACUAUUUUGAUACCAAUUCAUCCUAAACAUCUAUAUUUUUUUAUUAUUUUGGGAUUCAGAGUGACAUCUGCUAAGCAAAGCAGAAGAUUCACCGGCUCUUUCAUAAACGGCAGUAACAAAACCUCCACAAUAAUAACUACGAUAUCUAGUUCUUUAUUCAUUUCUAUUGUAUAAUAGUAUUUUGUUAUUAGCCUCUGCUGUCACUUACAGAUUUCAUAAUCUUUCUCAAUCUUAUUUAUGAAUAUGGUAACGAAAUAUACUUAAUAAAAGUUGAUUAAAUUGAAUAAAAUGAAAAAUAAAAACUUUCUUUCUCAAUUUAUAGUAGUGUAAUAGAUAAUGAGAUUUUGGAUGAAUACUACAAGUUAUUAUUCUUGAAACUGCAGACAAAUUUUCUACCUCUUUUGUAAAUAUUGAUAUUUCGUACAUAAUUGUAAUAAAUCUGAGGAAAACUUUUGUACAUAAAUUAGUCAACAUUCAUUAGUAUAUAAUAAUAAUAUUUCAUUUUACUUAGCAUAUGAUAUUAUUCUGCCGUUAUAACUAGAUGAUAAUGGAUUUUGCAUGAUAUUUCAUCAGUAGCCUUACCUGGUAAACUAACCUUGAUAAGGCAGUUGUGCCAAAUAACUAGAAAUUUCUCCCGAACAGCAAUUCAGGUUUUGCUGCAGGAUACUACUAUUAUGUUUGUAGAGGUACCGUGAGGGUAUCAUCCAUUUAGACCAAUGUUUAAAUCGUGAUAUUUUAUAUACUACGUAUAUACUGUGUUAAGUGUGCAUGUAUGUGUGUUGGCAUCAUGGGCUAUUAAGUUUUUUUUUCAAAACAAACAUCAAUAUCGAUCUCUUUGAAACUUUGAUUUUGUGUUGUUGAUAAAAAAAAUCCUACUCAUGAGUUUGAGUGAAUGGUGAGAGCUUCGUUUAUCUUUAAGAGUUAUUGUCACUGAUAAUAGGAAUUAUGUUUAGAUAUUAUCUUGCAGAAGGCAGCAGGAAUUUUGUAAUUGUCUUGCAUUAUGUAUAUUUAACUAUUUUUAUUUCUUCAUUUGAUCUUCCAAAAUAAAGAAGGGAAGUGAAUGUUAUAUUUUAAUGGUAGUUUAAUAUAAACAGAUCCUACAGCAUCAAUGCGAUUAAUCAUAUCGUUAUGCUGAGUUUUUAUACACGGCACAGAUUUUAUGUAUAUUAUACUUCUAAUUAUAUUGAGGGUUCUUACGUAAAUCCUUAUGCAUCCAAUUUAACCGUUUCCAGUAUUCCAGAGUUGUAAAACGGGAUCUACUGGUAGCAGAGUGGUUAAGCACUAGUAUUUAAAAAAGCGUGCAACACUUCUGUCGACCAAAUAUAUUUUAAAAACAAAACAAAAUAAGCAGAAAUUUGAGUUACAAGUUGUAUUAAAUUUUCUAUUUAGCACGGUCUUGGGUUUGCACAUAGUACAAUGACGAUGAAAAACGAUGUAAACUAAGAGGCGAGGAGUAUUUAAUUCUCUCAAUUGGUAUUAGAAUAUUUCUGAAGGAAAUAGAGAGAAAUAUUUCAUUUUCAUAAACACAAGAUUUUCUGAUAGUUUUAAUGGCAAAUUAUAUAUAUGCAAUAUCCUGACUCUACAGGAGAACCAUUUUAACGAAGCUGUUUCAUCGUUUUCCAUCGUAUAUGAUGGUAACAGACGAAAAAGCAAAUUGGGAUAUGAUUAUAUUCUGCAAACCAUUAUAGACAGAGAAGAAAGAAUUUAUCGCCAUGUAAUAUUUAGGCAGCAUUUUAUGCUUACUGCUAAUAAAAAUGUUAAAUAAAUAAAAAUUAUCCAAUUAUUUCUUUUUCCUCUCUUCAUUUCAGUCAUUUUUAAAAGUUUCUAAAAAUAUAAAAUCUCUAAUAUAUCAGUAUUUUGGAGACAUUUGCAUCGUUAUUGCCUUUCUUUUAUCUUAUGCGUUUUCCGAUUAUGUGGACAUCGUAAAUACUCCCAUCUAAAAUAGAGAGUUCUGUUAAAGUUUGUAACUGAAUACGUUUCAGUUUCUGACUUGGUUCACGAAACAUAAAUUCUAGCUCUGUCAGUUAAUCGCUAGAAGCGCUAAAGACGUUUUAGACCAGUAGAACAUUCUUUCUUUCUUGUUAGGAAAUGUACAUUUGCAACUUUAAACUAUUUCAGUGGGAACUUAGAAUGAUGCAUAAGAACUUAAUAUAGAACCCUAUCUUUAUUUCUUUCUUUAUGUCUAUAUAUAUAUAUAUAUAUAUGUAUAUACUCAAACACACGCACACACAUGUUUGUUUAAUCGCUCUAAUAGCAUCCGUGAAUAUUUAUAGAAAAAAAAAUUGGAAGUAAUGAAUUAAAAGCCAUCCUUUAUAACUGCAGGCAGCAAGCAGAUUUGAGACUUCCAUGAAUAUGAAUUCUUUGUAAAUUUUAUAACGAUUAUGAAUGUAUUUUAUAUUAUUGAUUAUGCAGAUUGUUUUAUAUUGAUUAUGAAAAUUGUUUUAAUUUCAAAUUUGUAUAAUAAAUGGUUAUGAAGAGUAUUUUAAUUAUUUUCUCGUUAUUUAUUGUAUUAGAUAAUACGAUGUUUUCAAUAGCAUGAGUACAUACAGAAGAAUUUUAAAAUUCGCAAAAUGUAGAUUAUAUGGUCUCCAUAAUAUUUCUGUGGUGUACUUAAGACAUAUCAGUGCUUCAUAAUAAAUGUAUGGCUAGAUGCUGGACGAUAUUUUGUAAAACAAUCGGAGAGAAUUCGAAAAUCGGGAUCUCAGUUUACUUUGUAUAAAUUUUCAAAGCAAUUUUGUAGAUAUAUAAGUGAAGUGCUGUCUUGCAUUUCCCGUCUAAGAAUUUUUCUUCAAAUCUGCAUGAAUUACUAAGUCCUGUUCUCAGUGAUAGUAACUACUCUGCAUUUUUCCGAGCACAAUAUUCAGUAUAUUUUUUGUUUAUUCACUUGUGUUGAUAUCCAGCGUGUAGCUAAGGGAAAGCAUAACCAUGCUUACUUAUCAUUUUGUGUUCAUCAAAUAUUUUCCAUGUCUGAUAUGUGUGUAAGUAAUCUAUACUCUUUCUGACUUUUUCACAUGAAAUAGAUAUUGAACAAACGCAAAACCACAGCUGCUGAUCUUUAAAAAACGAAUGAGUUAAAAUUUAAGCACUCUUGUGUAACUGAUUUAACUUUCUUCGUACAUUUCAGAUAGUAAUAUCUCUUUAAAGAGUACUUUUCAGAUAGAUCUAAAAUUUAGAUCUAAUUUUUAUAAAUAAGCAAGCUUGGUGCACGAAAUUUUAUAAAAUUUUAUAAAUUUGGCACUAUUUCAAGAAUUGUUAAUUCUUAUUUGAACGAAUUACAAAUUCUUGAUUCUUCUUUGCAGCAGCGAUGUUUCGCGUUUCCAUAAAAAUGAUAUUUUGAUAUAUUAUCUAUUGUUCAUUACAAAACUUAUAAUUUGAAGAUGAAUGCAGUGUGUCGAAAAAUAUCUUCAGUGAAGGUAUUUUAUGACUAUAUUGUAUUUAUUUAUUAUGUGGUGCCCAUUAAAAUAUCAUUACACAAGCAAA